GUUUCUGGCAUUCCCAAGCCAGAAAUCCAAUGGUUUCAUAACCAGCAGCUAAUUCUACCAACAAAAGAUGUAGUUUUCCAUUUUGAGGAGUCCACAGGCAUGGCUUUAAUGCUUAUAGUUGAUGCUUACUCAGAGCAUGCUGGGCAGUACUCUUGCAAAGCAGCCAAUAGUGCUGGGGAAGCCACUUGUGCAGCUACACUCACAGUGACUCCAAAAGUGCAAGCCCUAGAUAGGCAAAGUUCUGGGAAAGAUGUAAGAGAGUCCACCAAGUCCCAGGCAGUGGCAGAUUCCUCUUUCACAAAGGAGGAGAGCAAAAUAUCUCAAAAGGAAAUUAAGUCAUUUCAAGGAUCAUCAUAUGAAUAUGAAGUGCAGGUUUUUGAAAGUGUAUCUCAAAGUUCCAUCCACACAGCUGCAUCUGUUCAAGAUACACAGUUGCGCCAUACUGCAUCCCUUUCACAAAUUGCAGAAAGCACUGAGCUAUCUAAGGAAUGUGCUGAAGAGUCCGCGGGUGAGGCGCCCAAGAUUCUCCUGCAUCUUCAGGACGUCACUGUAAAGUGUGGUGACAUGGCUCAAUUCCUCUGUGUUUUAAAAGAUGAUUCUUUCAUUGAUGUAACCUGGACUCACGAAGGUGCAAAGAUAGAGGAAUCCGAGAGACUGAAACAAUCACAAAAUGGAAAUAUUCAGUUUCUUACCAUAUGUAAUGUUCAGCUGGUAGACCAAGGACUAUACAGCUGCAUUGUACACAAUGACUGUGGAGAGAGGACAACGUCAGCAGUACUAAGUGUAGAAGCAAAAGAAUCGCAAGCCAGAGCACUUACAAAAAUUACUCUGGGUUCUGACACUAAAAGUAUUAAAACACUCAAAGAGUCACAAAUUAAAACAACCCGUGAAGUAAAAAGAGAAUCGUCAAAGAAAACAUCAAGUUUGUCAUUAACUUCAUGCCAAAAACCGUAAGAAACUGAGAACAAGGGAAUAAAGUCUACUGACAGGAUACCACGUGAACUGAAGACUGAGAGUGAUACGAGAGCCCCAGCCUUUCCCAAGGAG
Messenger RNA from Pan troglodytes (chimpanzee), 1047 nucleotides. RefSeq names its product titin-like. Bases 100 to 954 code for a protein of 284 amino acids. The record is from RefSeq and is a predicted model, not a curated record. Gene Ontology annotation, molecular function: protein kinase activity. The transcript has 3 exons. NCBI's taxonomy places the organism in Eukaryota, Metazoa, Chordata, Mammalia, Primates, Hominidae.